AUGAAGUUGAGCCUCUCAUUAAUUGGCGUUUUGAGCCGAGAUCGCUGCGCGAAAGAUAGGUUAAUUCCUCGCUCGCUCGAGAUCGUUGUCACUCCAAAAGGAAGAAUUCCAUUUGCGUAUCUGCAGACGAGUGGCGUGCGAUUAAAGGUGUCUUUUUUUAUAGGUGAGGACGAGGAAUGGGGAAACGAGACCGAGGCGAUGCCGGCAGAACCUCGCACGCCAAGUUCGGGGGGUGAGCGCGUGGCCUCCAGCGGCGGCGCCUCUCCAGCCUCUGAGGGCUCACCGGCGCCGUCGCCGCCUAAAUUGCGACUGAAUACGAAUUUAGCCACUGAUCCGGCGCUGGCACCUCAAGCUACCGCCCUCAAACAUGAACCGCCGUCGCCGUCUCCUCCACCACCGCCGCCGUCCCAACAAGCCCGGGACUACAUUGCUCUCACGGCUGCAAACUUUCCAUCAUUAUUUCCAGCAGCGGUGGCCGGUCCCCCCGGUUACAAGUGCAUGCCAUGCGGGAUACGCUACUCCUCUCUAAGUACUCUUCAGGCUCACCAAGAACAUUAUUGCUCUAAAAGACGGUCUAAAACGGAGAACAAUGAUUCCUCCAAUGAACAGACUACUGAAGAAUCCGGCGAUGCUAAAACUAAUCGACCCACGAGUAAACAAUUCGCAUGCACGUAUUGCUCAUACAGUGCUGAUAGGAAAGUCAGUUUGAACCGUCACAUGCGAAUGCAUUCGUCGUCCCCCGUCAGCAGCGGUACCCCGGCCCCGACACCUACCUCAAACGGCGAAGCUACUGAAGAGUCACCAACCCAAGACAGAUAUUGCGUUGACUGCGACAUUCACUUCAGCUCCGUCAAAACUUUCAGAGCUCACAAAGCCCAUUAUUGUAACACAAGACAAGUUGUUAAGCAAGUGUUAGCGGCGGCUCGAACGGGCUCCGCGACGUCAGGCUCUGCACCCCCAUCUCCGGGUACAACCCCGCCUGCGCAAAAUCAAUAUGCUCUAGCGUUGCCGACGAAUCCGAUCUUAAUUGUACCCUAUUCUCUUCUGCGCAGCGCCAGUACUCUACCCGGUACGACGUUACCGGAUCCUGACACCCCAUGUUUUUUGUUACCAAACGGGACAUUUCAACCGAUUAAUCGACAUUUGCCAAACCUAAACUCAGAUGGGAAGGAAGCUGAAGUCUUGAAGUCUGCUAACCGAACUCGUGAGCCAUCCCGAGAUGCCUCCACCCCUUUAGAUCUGAGCGUUAGACGGUCACCAGAGUCGGCGACGACCGAUGAACAUGAGAAGGAAAACAGAAUACGGUCUGCGACGCCUGAGCAAAUCGUAUGCGCCCCAUCGCUUCCUGGCUCGCCGGCAACGCCUUCACCUUCAAGACUGUCCUCAUCUCCGAGCGGAGAAAGCUCUCCGAAACGAAGGCGAAGAAGUUCAAGAGAUCCUACGCCAAAGCCACCCAGCGUCCCCUCACCUCCUGAAGAAAAAUUUCCACCAGUGGUGCCAUCACCGAUCAUUCCGCCCUUGGCUUUGAGACUGCCAACAGAAUUGCCAGUCACGGCUCCCUCUCCUCAAGUGCUAGUCAAACAAGGAGUGUCCAAGUGCAAAGAGUGCAAUAUCGUUUUCUGUAGAUAUGAGAACUAUCGUAUUCACAAGAGGCAUUAUUGCUCAGCCGGAGGCGGCGAUGAGAGGGUGAGUCCAGCGCCGCCGGAACCCGGCCCGCCGCCACAGUAUAGACAACUGAUCUGCCUAGCUUGUGGCAUACACUUCAGCUCGUUGGACAAUCUUACGACGCACCAACUGUACUACUGCACUAAGAGGGAGACGCGAUCGCCGAGGAGUAUACCGGAAAUACCCAGGCCAGCGUCUGGAUCUGAAGGAGGGUGGAAGUGUCCGUGUUGCGAGGUGGUGUCGCCAACGGCUGCGGCCGCUCAAAGACACAUGGAAGCUCACGCCGGCGUGAAAGCUUUCCGCUGCACAAUUUGUCGAUAUCGAGGGAACACGCUGCGAGGCAUGCGCACACAUAUUCGCAUGCACUUCCGGGAGAAACCGGCUGAUUUACAGGAGGAAAGCUUCAUCUCGUGCGUCCUAGAAGACUACAACCGCGAGACAACAUCGCCUAGUCCAGCGGUGGGCGAGCGGAUACACCGUUGCACCAGCUGCGCUUACACAUCGACGUAUCGCGGCAACGUCGUCCGUCACGCUCGACUCGUCCACGCUACCGAGGACCCUGAACCCGAGGAGACCUCCCCCAUACCUCCAGCUGACAUCAAAAAGGAACCAGAGAUCGACGAAGAUACGCCCAACUACUGUAAAUCGUGCAACAUUUCUUUCAAGUACGUAAACACGUAUAAGGCGCACAAACAGUUCUACUGCAAAGCCGCUACGCAGGACGCCGCGGCCAAUAACAACGUGCCCGCGUGCGUGAGCGACGCCCCCGUUGUGUGA
This is a messenger RNA of Leptosia nina, 2442 nucleotides long. NCBI's taxonomy places the organism in Eukaryota, Metazoa, Arthropoda, Insecta, Lepidoptera, Pieridae. The record is from the annotation of a GenBank genome assembly.